Letharia lupina is the source of this 1473-nucleotide messenger RNA. RefSeq lists its product as uncharacterized. The coding region runs from base 1 to 1473 and encodes 490 amino acids. Gene Ontology annotation, molecular function: FAD binding. Lineage: Eukaryota; Fungi; Ascomycota; Lecanoromycetes; Lecanorales; Parmeliaceae. The transcript is spliced from 7 exons. The record is from RefSeq and is a predicted model, not a curated record.
AUGUACUAUCGUAUCACCCACAUUUCUGUUGAAUCCUCUUCAACAUUUGCACUGAUGACAGGGCCAAGCCAUAGCGACGACAAAAUAUCAAGCGACGAUGAGCAAGUCUCGGUUCUCGUCGUUGGGGGCGGCCCCACUGGUUUACUCACCGGCUAUGGUCUGGCUCGUUCAGGAAUUGCCUGUGUGCUUGCGGAGAAGAAUCUAGAAAUCACAAAGUGGCCCAAGAUGGAUCUUACCAACUGCAGGUCGAUGGAAAUCCUACGAACGUGGGGUAUCGCCCAGGAGUAUCCAGAUCAAAAGGGUGCAGUGCCAGACGAGUAUCAGUCCGACUCUCAUUUUUACACAAGUAUGAAUGAAGACGGGCUGCUGCUUGCAAAUUGGGCAUUACCCUCGAUGAAAGACUGGCAGGAUGGAAUCCAAGCCAAUAACAAUGGGAGUCAACCAGCCGAAACCGGUCAGCGAUGUUCUCAGAUAAUUUUCGAGACAUGGAUGAAGCGGAAGUGCCUUGAGCAACCGCUGAUUGAUUGUCGAUUUGGCUACGAGUUCCAAUCUCUUGUAGAGAGCGACGGGGAAGUUACCGCAACUUUCACGGAUCAAGCCAAUGACACAAGAGUGAUUCGAAGUCGAAUUUUGGUGAGCCGCGAUGGAGGGCAGAGUCGAGUACGAAAGAGCGCGGGAGUCAAAAUGGUUGGAGGACAAAUAGAUACCUUCACCGCGCACUUAAUGCUGGACAACCCAAACAUCACGGCAACAACCUUAGACCCCCAAGAGGCUAUUUACCGGGUUUUAGGAGGGGCGGCAGGCAAAUAUCCCAUGAAGAUUGGCCAGAUCCUUUUCUGUAACAUAUGGCACCCUAACCUCGCUCUUGCGGAACACUACGUAUCUGAAUCAGGAGCGGUUAUCUUAGCAGGAGAUGCCGCUCACAAGGAUCCACCGCACGGCGGGUACGGUAUGAAUUCUGGCGUCGAAGAUGCCCUUGCCGUUAGCUGGGGAUUAGCCGCCGUUCUCAAGGGUUAUGGAGGCCCAUACCUACUGGCUUCGUACCUAUAUGAACAAAGGUCAACCAUGAUUGACCGCCUAGAGCGUUGCAGGCGCCAUCUUCUGACCGCUGGCACUCCCGCCGGCAUUGCGUUGCGGGAGAAGCUUUCUUCCUACAUUACCACAUCCGGUAGCGAGUGUCGGGAUCGAGGAAUAGAACUGGACUCUCGCUACAAGUCCGCUGCAAUAUAUUCUGACAAUACCGAGGAACCGCCAUAUGAUGUGAAAGCUUACGUCUCUAACGGUCACGUUACCUGGCGUGCCAAUACCAUACCCGAAUCUGCCGAAGCGAGGAAAGAGAUUCUAGCAACCGUGACUGGAUACCAGAUUCAUGAGGAUUAUAACAAGCGAGAGAUGGACGAAGAUAGGACUGCUGUACUUGCGCACGACGACGACGACGACGAUGAUGAUGAUGAUGAUGAUAAAGGCGUCUGA